CUGCUAAAUAUCUUUGAUCGCUAGAAAUGUGUCAGGGUUGAUGACAUUUAACUGUUUGUGUGGGAGUAGGGAGUGACUCGUCAUCGAAAUUGUAGCUAAGGUUCCAGACAUGUUUGUAUAAAAACUAGAAAAUUAGUGCAAUCCCGUUUGUUCGAGGAUAUGGUUUACAUUGCAUCGGAUGGGAGUAUUCAGAGAGCACAGCCUUGGAGCCUAUCAAGGGUUGUCUCUUGGUUUUGGGGCUGUGUUGACUUUUUUGUAUUGUUUUUAAAAACAUUAGUCUCACCAGACACAAACAGACGUGGACCACAGUACACAACUGACUACAGGAGACCAGGAGGUCCAAGUCCACCACCAGCACCUAGACGCCGUCUUGGAGGAUUUGGCAGUGGAGGUACAGCGGAUCUUAGGUCACUGCCUUGUGGUACAGGAGGAUGAGGUUAAACUUAGCCUCCUAACGGCAUAGCCGUAGGAGGCAAGAGUAUCACAGCAUAGUAUCUUAUCAUAAGAUGCACAAGCUGUGAUAAUCCUGUGUGGAUUCUAGCAGAAACACAGCAAUGGCCAUUCCUUUUCUGUUCUAUUUUACUAAAUUUGGUAUAAAUCAAAACUUGUUUAAGCCAUUGUUUGUGCUAACUGCUUAUGAAGUCGCACUAGUAAAACCAGUACACCUGGAGUGGUGCUGACUGAUGUGGGAUCUACACAGUAUACGUACUCCCUAGUUUAGAAAUAUAUAUUUAUGAAGAUCUUGAAAUUGAAGUAUUAUUGUUAGAUGUGUUAAAAUUUCAGUGUAAUGAUAAAUUUUAAUGUAAUUUGAAUGUACAAAUAAAAUACUCCAGUGCAA
Messenger RNA from Schistocerca nitens (vagrant locust), 838 nucleotides. RefSeq names its product selenoprotein K-like. The record is from RefSeq and is a predicted model, not a curated record. NCBI's taxonomy places the organism in Eukaryota, Metazoa, Arthropoda, Insecta, Orthoptera, Acrididae. The transcript has 4 exons. The coding region runs from base 160 to 435 and encodes 91 amino acids.